Molecule: messenger RNA, 1904 nt
Organism: Trematosphaeria pertusa
Lineage: Eukaryota; Fungi; Ascomycota; Dothideomycetes; Pleosporales; Trematosphaeriaceae
Exons: 3
Coding region: 381-1535 (384 amino acids)
Biological process (GO): transport
Molecular function (GO): transporter activity
Source: RefSeq, a predicted model, not a curated record
UGAAGCAAGCCAGGCUGGAAAAUGUCGACGAAGGAUCAAGCACAGGCGCAAUGCCGCCGCCUGUGGGGUUUAGCGCUAAGCCGUUGCCCAGUCUGGGAAAAGGCUUAUCUCGCACACUAGGCCUUUUGCGGUAUACUCAGCGAAGGUGCUCCCGCUCCGCCCUCUUCCCAGCAUCAAGUUGCGUGCGUCUGUAGCUGGUCGAUCCUGGCGUGGAAGAUAUAUAAGGCCAGUGCGAUGUCCCUCUCAGUUUGCUAUUUCAGCCCUCACAUCCAGCUCCAAUACAUCAGACCAUCCUCUAUUCUGUGUCGUUUCCUGUUCUCUCCAGACAGAGUUCACCAAUUGCGCCAUCCCCCUCGUCCUCCCGCGUUCCUCCCAUCAGCAUGAGUAUUUCAUUGCUAGCCGCAAGGAGGCUCUUCGACGAUAGUUCGGACUCCUCAGACAAGAAUGUCUGCCCCACCGAAAAGACUGGUCCACCAAUCGUCCCAUUCGUUGGGAGCAUCACCUUCCACGAAUUCGCCUACAUCCUGUCCGGGGUGUGCGCCAUAGUCAGCUGUCUCAUGAUCUUCGUCGUCGUCUUUCUGCAUGCUACCAACUACUCGAACCCGAUCCAACAGCGCCAAAUCAUUCGAAUCGUCCUGCUCGUCCCUUGGGUGGCUCUCUUUGCCUUCCUGAUCGUGUGGCAGGAAGGAGCCGGGGAAUAUCUGAUGGAAUCCGUUGACUUCGGUUGUGCGAUCGCCAUCUCGGCGUUCCUGCUGCUGCUGUGCGACUACGUGCUCUCGAAUCCUGGUGGCUUUGACGACCUUUUUGGCGAAGGCGCUUUGAAAAGGAGGGAAUUCGCAUCAGACAGCCCUGCAUGGUUGAAGCGCGUUUGGUACAUGGUGCUCCAGUUCAUCCCCACUAGCAUCAUCAUCUGGCUAGCCACCUGCAUAUCCCUCGCAGCUGGUACCUAUUGCGCCGCAUCCAAUAGCAUCCACUUCGCACACAUCUGGAUCAGCGUCUUCAAAGGCAUCGUUACCACCGUAGCCAUUAUUGCCUGUCUCAGGUUCUACAAGAUCCAGAAGCAGCACCUGGCGCCGUACAACGUGUUCCUCAAGCUCUUUGCGUUCAAAGGUAUCAUUGGCUUGAACGCCCUCCAGACCCUCAUCAUCAACAUCCUCGUUGGCGGCGGAACAAUCAAUCCUUCGAAAUACUUCACGUACAACGAUCUCGCCGUCGGCCUUCCGUCACUCAUCCUCGCUUGCGAAAUGCCCAUCUUCGCCACGCUCCUCUUCUUCGCUUUCCCCGUGUCCCCAUACAAGGGUGGUCAGGGCCCCGCUGCCGGUCCUGUCACGGCCCUCAUCCAGGCCUUCAACAUUACAGACCUGCUGUCGUGUUUCGUGCGGGGUCCGAUGAGGCUGGUCAGGGAGCAGCAGUGGGGCAUUCAGAGGGCGAACAGCAUGCCCCUUGAGGCGAAUGCGGGGACGUAUCAGAGUACCGAGUAUGGGAUCGAGAGGAGGGAUGGAGCGGCGAGGUACGAUAACUAUAACGCUGCUUAGGGGAAGAGUGGAGACUGCAUAUUGCGGGGAGUUGAAUUGCGGGAAUUACGAGGUUACGAUGUUACAGGUCUUGCGGCCUUAAUAUGCAUGUUUUGAUACGUUUGUCUAGCGUUCUGUUCUAUACACGAUUUCCCAAUUGCUUUUCGAAUGCGAUUUUUGUUCGAGUCUCCUUACAGACCCGACAUUUCUCCACUUUGCUACAUAUCACUAUUCGUCUCCUGUACAUCUUCAUCUUAUGGGCACCCAUCUGCACAGCGGCUAGAGAGCCAAUGCGGAUCGCCGCGCAGAAGCACGCAUUGCUUUUUGGUCGACGGUCCAGGCCCUACGAACCAUGGGAACCAAAUUACUAUCGAACUAGAGUCUAUCAUC